This is a messenger RNA of Caenorhabditis auriculariae, 1097 nucleotides long. NCBI's taxonomy places the organism in Eukaryota, Metazoa, Nematoda, Chromadorea, Rhabditida, Rhabditidae. The record is from the annotation of a GenBank genome assembly.
AUGGUUCAGUCAGCAAAAACGGAAGCAGUGAGAAAAAUCGCAUUCACCGCGUUGAGUACAACGAAAGUAUCGUAUGAAAUUUUUACGUCGCGAAGCGUCGAAAACAGCAAGUUCUCCUUUCUGGGCGAAGGCCCUUUCACAGUUUGAACUUCAAUUUAUUAUUUUUUUUAUUCGUCUAUAUUAAAGAACUGGACACUCACUACGAAAGGGUGGCCAGCGGUUGGAGAACCUCAUGUACAACUCAAUACACUUUUCCGUCACAAUCUCAAAAAAGCAAGUGAAUUUGUAAAAUUUGUAUUUAGUUUAAAAUUAUAGUCCUGCAAGCAACCGGGCGUGAUCCGUCAAUACACUCAUAAAAGAAGUGAAGGUGGACCCUUGAAGCCGCUUCCACAAAAAGUCGUCGAACAACUUAUCGGUUUUCAUCAGUUUUUUUUUUCUAAAACAUAUGAUUUUCAGGUUUCGCUUGCGAAGUAUUUUCGGUAGACAGGCCAGAAUGGAUAGAAGAGGAGGAGAAAUAUUACAACACACCGUUGGAUAAAAUUUCUUCAUAAACCAUCCUAAAAUUAUAACCUUUACAGAUAUUUUCUGAAUCUGGGAAAGGAUCAUGCCACUCGGCUCAAGCAGUUCAAGCAUAUGCGUGAACUCAGGCACAAAUUUGUUUCUGAAGAAAUUCCGAAACAGAUCACCAAUGCACUGUAGUACUAAAAAUAAUCAUAUUACGCAAUACGUUUUUCAGGAACGAGCUCAGAAGAGCUAAAUUCGAGAACGACAUGUGGAUCAUGAGCAAGGUGCGUUACUUUCUCAAUCUUCUAUACUUUAUUCUGAUUUUAGAAAAAGUCUGUGCGCGAAGACGGAUUGGAUGAUGAAGAUAAAGAGAACCACGCUAUCGCAACUCCGCAAAAAGUAUCGAAAGAGGUGUGUGAAUUCUCUUUAUGUACUUUAAUUGAAUAAUAUCUUAGAAAGAUCAAUGCGAUGACGUUAUCCUGAAUUCGGUCAAAGACGCUGCGAUUUCCGAAAACUGCUUGAAAACAGCAGAAGCGACAGCAAAUGAGAUCUCCGCCGAGGUUACUACUGUCGAGCCAGAAAAAGCAGCUUAG